This is a messenger RNA of Populus nigra (black poplar), 1581 nucleotides long. Its product is annotated as transcription factor bHLH68-like. Lineage: Eukaryota; Viridiplantae; Streptophyta; Magnoliopsida; Malpighiales; Salicaceae. Gene Ontology annotation, biological process: regulation of transcription by RNA polymerase II. The transcript has 7 exons. Gene Ontology annotation, molecular function: DNA-binding transcription factor activity, RNA polymerase II-specific; protein dimerization activity; RNA polymerase II cis-regulatory region sequence-specific DNA binding. Bases 343 to 1236 code for a protein of 297 amino acids. Gene Ontology annotation, cellular component: nucleus. The record is from RefSeq and is a predicted model, not a curated record.
AAGAAUACUAAAUGAAUGAAAGAAAGAAUUGAAGGAAAGAGAAGGAAACAUAUGCAGAGCUCCUUAACCCCACAUCUCUAUAAAAAUUCUUUGAGGACUCAGACUCAAAGUUUCUUCAGCCUCAUCUGAGAAAGCAAACAGGACACUCAAAGCUUUAAGCAAAGGGAUUUUAUGGGUGCAUAAACAAGGAAAUUUAACAAAGUGAUCAAGAAAGAGAUGUAAAAAAAAAAGAAAAAAAAAGAGAGAGAGCAAGGGGAAUUUUCUUUUGUUUUUAUGAUUCUCUUUUGAAGCAUGAAUUGAAGUGUGUUUUUUGCAGAGGCCAAGCUCAUCACUGCAAAGCUAAUGAUGGCAGGAAACCCUAGCUGGUGGAGCAUGCAUCCACCUUCACAGCAAACUUCUGCUUUAUUAUCUUCUUCUCCAUCUAUCUUCCCCUCCCAAUAUGUAUUUGGAUCUUCCUCAUUCUCUUCGAAUCCUUUGCCUGAUAAUCAAGAGCUUCCACUGUCAUGGAGCCAACUACUUUUGGGUGGUUCUUCAGGAGAUGAAGAUAGGUACGGUAUGAGUCAAUUUCAGGCUAAAAAGUUGGAAAAUUGGGAAGACCAAAUCUUAAAUCCAUCUCCAAGUAUUUCUGUAGUUGCUGAUGUAAAGCAAGAGGUUUCCCACAAUAGCAACUUAUAUGGUCAUGGGGAUGAAGACUUUCAGGCACUUAGGUCCCCAGCUUGGCCACAAGUGAUGCCAGUCUCUUCCCCUAGGUCUUGCGUCACGAGUAUAAGUAGUACUAAUAUAUUAGACUUCUCUUACAACAAGGCUGAUGGGGCGAAUCAGCAUCCCGAUCAAUCUUCCGAGUGUAAUAGCACCGCCACAGGUGGAGUAUGUAAGAAGGCUAGGGUUCAGCCCUCUUCAAGCCAACCUCUCAAGGUGAGGAAGGAGAAGUUAGGUGAUAGAAUCACAGUUCUUCACCAAAUGGUUUCCCCUUUUGGAAAGACUGACACGGCUUCUGUCUUGUUAGAAGCCAUUGGGUAUAUCAGAUUCCUUCAGGGUCAAAUUGAGGCUCUUAGCUCCCCUUACUUGGGUACUGCCUCACCAAAUAUGAGGAACCAUCAACAAUCUGAUAAUCGAGAUAACCCAAAGGAUUUGAGGAGUAGAGGACUGUGCUUGGUUCCUCUGUCUUGCACUCAGCAUGUUGGAAGUGACAACGGCGCCGAUUAUUGGGCUCCGGCUAUGGGAGGAGGGUUUUGAUGGGUUCAAUAUUCCAAGGCUGAUUCAAACUUUCAAAGAAUGACAUAACAUCAUGAGCAAUCACUCUGCUGCAACAUUCCAAGGGUAAUUGCUCAUGAUGGUAUGCAAUUCUAAUUAAAAAUGGCCAUUAAUUGUUUCUGAACCCUCUAGCUAGCUAGUCUCACCCUUUCUGUCUGUUGAUGUUUUGUUCGAGCUAUAUGUUAUAGAGCUCCAUGAAAAUUGAAGUUUAAUUAGCAUUUUUCUUUCAUCUGAAAAUGCUUUAUCCAGGAUUGGCAUUCUUUCUUCUUAUAUUAUUGAAGAAUAGAAUGGUUUCUGCCGCUGUUUAAUGUAACUUGUUUUCCUUGA